Molecule: messenger RNA, 2022 nt
Organism: Mercenaria mercenaria
Lineage: Eukaryota; Metazoa; Mollusca; Bivalvia; Venerida; Veneridae
Product: adhesion G protein-coupled receptor E1-like
Exons: 2
Coding region: 80-1789 (569 amino acids)
Biological process (GO): cell surface receptor signaling pathway
Cellular component (GO): membrane
Molecular function (GO): transmembrane signaling receptor activity
Source: RefSeq, a predicted model, not a curated record
GAAGUUGAAAAAGAAUGUGGUCUACAAAAAUGUAUUUUGUCUACUUUGCAAUAGCCCAAGAAAUCACACGUUCCAAGACAUGUGUAAUUCUUUCUCUGGUGGACCAACUACUCCAGAGUUCAGUUACAUCUUGAAUCUGAAUCUGUUUCACAAAAAUCAGGAAACACAUGUUUCAAACCUUGGAGGUAUUGAUACUAGGUGCCUAGAAAGUGAAGUUAUGGAUCCGUACUUAACGAAGUGCAGACCACUGACGUGCCCAUUUCCAACAACUCCAAAGUAUGGUACUUGUAUGCAACCGCCUUUUAUUUUCAAAGAUCCCAUUUUGUUUCUAUCAUUUCUUAUAGCUAUACAUGAAGAUGUCAUUACAUUUGUAAGCUGGAGGAACACAAUGAAUGAUGAAGACAUAAAAUUAUUUUUACGUUUAUUAAACAUCACAUCAUGCGUUUAUGCUCAGUAUGUUACCAAUAAUUAUAUCUCAAAGUUGACUGGUUUGUUAAAAUAUAUUCACCUUAAAAUGCACUUGCCUCAGACCCCCCUUUGUGGCAAAAGCAUAUUGGAAAACAUUUUCUAUGACCAUGCAUACUCUGCAAAGGAAAACUUGUACUUGUCAAUUUAUGGACACAGAAUACAUAAUUAUACAGUGGAACCCUUUAUUCCAUUUACUUAUGGCAAUGAUUCCACUUAUAACUUUGCACCAAAGAUCGGAUCAUAUAAUAUUAAAACGUUCACCACCAAUUCAUCAUCCGCUUAUAGGUACCAUUAUGGGUCUGUAGAAGGACUUCCUUGUCCGUACUUAUUUUUGAAUGCAGGUGACUUCCUUUCUCUUUCUUCAACACCUAAACAAUAUUUUAGGCAUUUUGACUGGUCAACAAUAGUCGAUCGUUUUGUUUCUAGAAAGUACUAUUCAAAUGGAGAGGGAAAGUAUGUGUAUUUUAUUUGCCUUGAGUGUUACAUGCCUUCAAUCAUAUUGCUUUCAAGAAAAGAAAGUGAUAUAAAUAAAAGAAUAGUAACGCUAGCUUUUGCAAUUUCCUCCAUGGUGUGCAUAAUCGUUUGCAUUGUUGUAUUUUCCAUAAAGGGAAACAAGCGAUCUUUUCCUAGUAAGGUAUUUCAGAUGGCAUUAUACAACCUCUUUCUUGCACAGGGUUUCUUUCAGUUUGGUGUUGAAAGAACUAACCUUCCAUAUCCGUGCUGUAUUGUCAUAGGAAUGUUUGUACAUUAUUUCUGGCUAACCGCCGUAUUCUCGUUGAACGCAUUCUGUGUUUUGGUUGCAACAAAACUCUCUGCCUUCAAUGACGAAAGACGAGUUAAGACUUCUGCUAUGAUAAAAAUAUUGUUCUACAUUUAUCUAUUACCUGGUUUGUUUGUAGGAGCAAAUGUUAUAUACUCCAUGUUAGUUAAAGGUAAAAUCGGAUAUGGAGAUAAGCUGUGCUACAUUGAUGAAGCUGUCAUGCGGGGACUUGUGUUUGCUCUACCUAUAUUUAUCAUUAUAUUUGCCAAUUGUUUUGUAUAUUUCUAUAUCGUCUACAAAACAAGGGCAAUUUCUAUAAUGGCGGGUAGGAGAUCACGGGAAAUGAAAUACGCCACGGUGUAUUUUAGAUUAUUAUUGCUUACUGGAGUUUCAUGGGUAUUCGGAUUUCUUAAUGAAAUAUUUUCAUCAGAUGUUUUGCAAUACUGUUUCAUCGUAACAAUUGCAGGUCAAGGUGUAUUUUUAUUUCUUGCAUUCUGCAUUGGUCACAUAAGGUCUGCAUUUGUAAGACUCACGGCGAACGUAAUUCGAAGAACGAACUGAAACAGGUGGGGAGAUUAACUGACACAAGAUUCACUAAUUGUCAUGUAAGCCCUUGAAACUUAUUUCUUAUUGUAAUGUUCCAAUUAACUAAUGUGUUCUUCGAAAAAUGUUAAAAAUGUCAUUUUUCUUACUGUUUCGUGUGAUUAUAUUGGCUAUAAACAUUGUAUCAUGUUUAAUAAAAUUCGUAUACAUUCGUUUUCGUAUAUAGAUUUGUGUUGUUUAUAACAAUGGCC